UAUCGUUUUCAAGUAGAAACAAUGAACCGCCCGGAGCUGGACUACUAUGCGGUGCUAGACCAGCCAAGAGGCACCACAAAGGAGCAGCUAACUCUGGCCUAUCGCCGCCUGGCCAUACGCCUCUGUCCUUAUCGCGACAAAAAGGACGAGCAGGACUUUGUUCCGCUGGCCCAGGAGGGUCGUCUCACACAUCUAUCGCCCAUGGGCGAACCCAGGCAGUGGGCCUACAUCAACAUGGCCUUCGAUGUCCUGGGCAACGAUCUGUAUCGGGCCAUAUACGAUCGCUAUGGAGAGGCGGGACUGUUCGAGGGAGUGAUGCUGCCGAACGGGUACUUUCCGCCGUAUCAAUAUGACGGCGACCACAUGAGGGUCUAUCAACAGGUCUUUGGCAGCUACUCACCCUAUGCCAAUGUGAUCGAUGCCAUUGCCAAUCCGCCGUGCUUGUAUGCCACCAAGCAGCAUGGCAUUGGGGUGCGCUCCAAGGAUUCGAGCACGGAGAGGAUCAUCGAGCUGUCUCUGGAGGAGGUGCGAACUGGCUGCAUAAAGCUGAUGAAUGUAUGGCGCCAGGAGAUCGUAGAUGCCAAGGAAUCGCGGAUGGAGAAGCGUAAGCACACUCUAAAGCUGAACAUUGCCCCUGGAACCACGGCGGGAACUCGCUUCUGCUUCAAGGAGGAGGGCGACCGCUAUCCGGCCACCAUUCCGGGUGACAUUAUAUUUAUAGCUGCCGACAAGCCGCAUCCGGAUUUCGAGAGGAGGAACCAGCACGAUCUGGUCUACAGGCACGCCAUUGACUUGUCUCAGGCCUUCACCGGCUUCACUUUCUUCAUUGGCACCCUUGAUAGGCGGCAGUUGAAAGUGGUAAUCACGGACGUGGUGCAGCCGGGUUACACCAGGGUGAUCCCUCUCGAGGGACUCCCAAAAUGCCGAAACCUAGACGCAGUUACAGCCAUUAAAGAGGCUAACAAAAAGAUAGAGCAGUUCGGGGACCUCAUCAUAGAAUUUAAUUACAUUUUCCCCAAGUAUUUGACGCCUCGUAUGAAACAAAUGACCCGGGAGUUUUUCCGUGAAUUCCGCAAGCUGGAAAUUGAACUGGAGGAGGAGGAGGAGCGGAACAUGGCUCAAUAGAAGUCUCUUUAUUGUUAUCCCGCAUUUAGAACACUUAAAAUUGUGCGUACCUUAUAAAUAAAUUUAAAUUUUGCGUUCAAA
This is a messenger RNA of Drosophila rhopaloa, 1206 nucleotides long. RefSeq names its product dnaJ homolog subfamily B member 13. Lineage: Eukaryota; Metazoa; Arthropoda; Insecta; Diptera; Drosophilidae. The record is from RefSeq and is a predicted model, not a curated record. Gene Ontology annotation, molecular function: protein-folding chaperone binding. Gene Ontology annotation, cellular component: cytosol. The transcript has 2 exons. Bases 22 to 1125 code for a protein of 367 amino acids.